Schizosaccharomyces cryophilus OY26 is the source of this 1912-nucleotide messenger RNA. RefSeq names its product WD repeat protein Prp5. Gene Ontology annotation, biological process: mRNA splicing, via spliceosome. NCBI's taxonomy places the organism in Eukaryota, Fungi, Ascomycota, Schizosaccharomycetes, Schizosaccharomycetales, Schizosaccharomycetaceae. The record is from RefSeq and is a predicted model, not a curated record. The coding region runs from base 155 to 1594 and encodes 479 amino acids. Gene Ontology annotation, molecular function: protein binding. Gene Ontology annotation, cellular component: precatalytic spliceosome; Prp19 complex; catalytic step 2 spliceosome. The transcript has a single exon.
AUAAAAUUGUGCAUACUUACUACUACAAAAUGGAUUAUGAAUACAAUUAUGUUUAAGUUUUUACUGUAAGUGAAUUCUUGUACAACCUUACCUACCACACUCAUAGCGACUGCCAUACAGAGGGAAAAGGCACAAACCGCUGAAUCCUAUACUUAUGGCAGAGAACGAAGAUCAAUUGGACAGUCAAGACGUAUUGUCUUUAGUUACAAAUAGUUUGCGGACAACAAAGGCUUUAUUUGGCCCUGAAUUCGCGUCUGCACCUACCUUUGACAAAACCCUUGGGCAAAGUACCAAAAGGAGCUUUAAGGAAUCAUUUGAAUAUGGAAAUAUACUAGAAGAUGUCAAUCAUAGAAGAAAAAAUGCUGCUGUCAAGGAAAAAAUUCUUGAAAAUGCACCUAGCAGUGCUCUCACUAUAACGGCAAACCAUACCGACCCAUCUGGUCAAGAGCUAGUUCGUCAGCAAGGUAGUCUUCACGGAAACAAACCAAUCGCUGGUCAUGUUCCUAUGCAGUCAUUAGAGAAGAUUAAUAAUGUUCCCAAUGCUGCUCAUAGACUUGCGCAGGAGUCGCAAGCAUCGUUGGUAAAGCGAACACUAGCAGAGCAAAUCCGUCCAGAGUGGCAUCCUCCGUGGAAGCUUAUGCGUGUCGUAAGCGGUCAUUUAGGAUGGGUUCGUUGUGUUGAUGUUGAACCAGGUAAUGAGUGGUUUUGUACUGGCGCCGGAGACCGAACAAUCAAAAUUUGGGAUCUUGCUUCAGGAACAUUAAAACUCACUUUAACCGGUCACAUUGCAGGUGUUCGUGGUCUUGCUGUAUCACCCAGGCAUCCUUAUUUGUUUUCCUGCGGUGAAGAUAAAAUGGUAAAAUGUUGGGAUCUUGAAACGAACAAAGUAAUCCGCCAUUAUCAUGGACAUUUAUCAGGAGUUUAUGCUUUAAGUCUUCAUCCUACUCUCGAUGUGCUAGUAACCGCUGGUCGUGAUGCAGUUGCUCGGGUCUGGGAUAUGCGAACGCGCCAGAAUGUUCAUGUACUCGCUGGUCAUAAAUCCACAAUCGCAUCCUUGGCUACACAGGAAUACGAGCCUCAAGUGGCUACUGGAUCAAUGGAUUCAACUAUUCGCUUGUGGGACCUGGCAGCUGGUAAAACAUUGACUACUCUAACGCAUCAUAAAAAAACUGUUCGAGCCCUUGCUCUACAUCCUCAAGAAUUUACAUUUGCCAGUGGCUCUUCUGAUAAUAUUAAGCAUUGGAAAUUUCCUGAAGGGGCCUUCAUGGGAAAUUUUGAAGGGCAUAAUGCGAUUGUCAACAGCUUGUCAAUUAAUCCGGAUAAUACUAUGUUUUCUGGUGCUGACAACGGAAGCAUGUGUUUUUGGGAUUGGAAAUCUGGUCAUAAAUAUCAAGAGUUACAAGCUACCGUUCAACCUGGUUCUUUGGAUAGUGAAGCUGGAAUUUUUGCUAGUACCUUCGACAAAACAGGUCUUCGUUUGAUUACUUGUGAAGCUGAUAAGAGUAUAAAAAUCUAUAAACAAGAUGAAAAUGCUACCCCCGAAACUCAUCCUAAUCUACCAUGGACACCUUCUAUUUUGCGGCGGCGUUAUUAAUCCCAGCAUAUAAAGUCUUACGGGCUUGUUUUGUGUGCUGUGGUCUUUUGGUUUGUGUUUGAAAUUGAAUUAUGAGUAUUUUAAUGGUUUGUUGGUAAAAAUAAAACUAGAUGCUUUUUAUAGAGCUUGCAUGAUGUUCCAAGUUGUAUUUCGUUUGGUGUUCAUAUUUUGUUCUAUGAUCAUAUUGGUAUGGUCCGUUCAAACAUUUAAUCUAAUAUGUACAAAACACUCAUGCCAAAUAUCAAAUAUAUCCGUACACCUUUCAGAUGUAUUUGAUUUUAAUCUACAUGCUUUCGUUAUUGCAAGCAACUAUUCUAC